AUGUCGUUCACAUUCCAGGUGCAGAAGAUCAAUCAAUCUUUUGAUCAGAUUGCAGCAUGGUACCAUGAGUUCAUGCGCAGGACAGAACUGUGCUUUCGGAAGUUGCACGAACGCGUCCUUCUACUGGAACAGAGACAAGCCGUACAGGGACCCACAGAUGAGCAGGUUGAGCGCGUGCUGCGCAAGAUUCUGGAUGAGAGGUUUUCAGACCUGGGCUCGCAUCAUGUAAGGAAACUCGAUGCUGUGCAGGACCCCAGUUGGUUCGUCAAAGAUCCAAGAGAUAUCCCCUAUCCCAGGUCAAUCAAGAUGGAUGUCGCUUCACUCAUCAUUCCUCCGGACGCUGUUCCCUCGAAGGCAUACUCAGAAACUUUCCGGAUGCUAGAGAGUGGACUAAGAGGCUUUCCCGGUGACUACAUGCUCGACUCGGACGACGAACAAGACUGCAAGAUGAAUGUCGGCACAAGGGAUAGCCGUUCUUCUCGUAGUGUUUGA
Alternaria burnsii is the source of this 492-nucleotide messenger RNA. RefSeq lists its product as uncharacterized. The transcript is spliced from 2 exons. The coding region runs from base 1 to 492 and encodes 163 amino acids. NCBI's taxonomy places the organism in Eukaryota, Fungi, Ascomycota, Dothideomycetes, Pleosporales, Pleosporaceae. The record is from RefSeq and is a predicted model, not a curated record.